Pectinophora gossypiella (pink bollworm) is the source of this 4252-nucleotide messenger RNA. RefSeq names its product sodium/potassium-transporting ATPase subunit beta-2-like. Gene Ontology annotation, biological process: potassium ion import across plasma membrane; sodium ion export across plasma membrane; intracellular potassium ion homeostasis. Gene Ontology annotation, cellular component: sodium:potassium-exchanging ATPase complex. The transcript has 6 exons. Bases 92 to 1051 code for a protein of 319 amino acids. Lineage: Eukaryota; Metazoa; Arthropoda; Insecta; Lepidoptera; Gelechiidae. The record is from RefSeq and is a predicted model, not a curated record. Gene Ontology annotation, molecular function: ATPase activator activity.
GUAGCGUAGCGGUUGGGUGGAUCCGUAAACCGUUUCAGUUUAAUUCUCAUUUUGUUUCGUAUUUUAAUCGUAGUGCCUUAAUUAUAACAUAAUGUCCCGAAAUCCGAGACUAGAGGAGUUCGAAGUUGAAAGAAAGCCUUCAAAGCGGUCGAGAAAACACAGUUUCUGGAAUUUUGUCUUCGAUGAAGACACCGGAGCUAUAAUGGGAAGAACUCCUGAAAGUUGGGGCAAAAUCCUGAUCUUCUACGGAAUAUUCUACGGGGCGCUCGUCGCUCUGUUUGCUAUCUGCAUGGUGACUUUCAUGCAGCAGUUCAUCAACCCUCGUGUGCCGCGCCUGCAGCAGGAAGGCAGCCUAAUCGGCAACAGCCCAGGCCUGGGGUUCCGCCCCUUCCCCCCGGAUGUUCGGAGCACCCUCAUCUGGUAUAAGGGAACUGGAUACGACAGCUACAAGUACUGGGAGGAUCAGCUCAUUGAUUUUCUAUCUGUAUACAAAAAGAAGGGCCAGACGGCGGGCGCGGGGCAGAACAUCUUCAACUGUGACUUCCGCAACCCCCCGCCCCCCGGCAAGGUGUGCGACGUGGACAUCCGCGGCUGGGAGCCCUGCAUCGAAGAGAACCACUUCUCCUUCCACAAAUCUUCGCCCUGCAUCUUCCUAAAGCUGAACAGAAUAUACGGGUGGCGGCCAGAGUAUUACAACGACACGCAGCGUCUGCCGUCUGACAUGCCUGCCGACCUACAGGCGCAUAUACGAAACAUUACCGCCUAUAACCGCGACUAUGGUAACAUGAUAUGGGUGUCCUGCCACGGCGAGACCCCGGCUGACGAGGAAAUGAUCGGCCCUAUCCGCUACCUGCCGCACCCAGGAUUCCCGGGAUACUUCUACCCGUAUAACAACGCUGAGGGAUACCUCAGCCCGUUGGUCGCUGUGCAUCUGCAGAGGCCAAGAACUGGCAUCGUGAUAAAUAUCGAAUGCCGCGCGUGGGCUCCAAACAUCAAAUACGACAGGAGAGAGAAGCUAGGAGUCGUGCACUUCGAGCUGAUGAUCGAGUAGACCAAAAAGACCAGAGAAAAGGCCGGUCUUUUCAGUAGACCAAGUAAAAAUAUAUUUUUAAGACAAGAAUGGUUCUAGAGUUUGGUCUUCUGAGUAGACCUAGGGACGUAAAUGCCAAAAUAGGUUUUUUUUAUAGAAUGCUAUGAUAAUAUUUUGCUAAUUAAAAACGACAUGGACUACUGAAAAGACCAUCUCCAAUUGUUCCAUUUACCAAAUUUUCGGUAAGUUUUUAAUUUAUAUUGCAUUUAAUAAAAGAUUUUUAAAGGGACAUGUUUGAGGGGAUAUGGUCUUUUGAGUAGACUGAAUUAAUACUUAGCCUUAACAAAACUUGAAAUCAACAUUGAAUCUCAAGAAAUUAAGUAGAAUUUUGCAUUUUGUGACAACAGUAGCAUUAAGUAUACUUAAGGCCUUAUGAUCUGAGCCAUAAAGUCAUGUUUUAGACUUAAACUAGGAAUGUAAUAUAUUACCAAUCGGUCCUGUCUUUUGACGUGUAAAUAACUCCGUCCAAAGUUUCACGUAUCAAAAGUUAUUUUAAUUUUAAGUAUGAUAAAGGUGAUCGAAUGAUUUUUUUCAGACAAUGUUACAUAAUGUGGUGCCUUGUGGAGACCACAUAAGCGCUUUUUUUAAAAUCAAAUUCUCGUAAAUCGAUGUGAAUUUAUUCAAUAAAACCUCCAUUUCAUUCAAUUCGGUUCAUUCCGAGUAAAAAUUUAAAACACGUUUUUGUGUCUAUUGUAAGGUUUCGGUAAUAAAAAUGACAUCCAAAUGUGAUUUUACAAAAAUGCGCUACCUGCUUUCACAAUAAGACGACGAUAUUUUAUUAUGUCAUACACAAACGCAACUACCCCCCGCAAUCCACACUAUUCCACACCACACCCCGGUCACUGCAUACGGUCACGAGCAUUAAUAUGUAUACACUUUGGUACCAUGUCACAUUAACUUUUUUGACAAAUUGAACUGUAAGUCUCACUAAAUGUCAAAUAUGUUAGUGCGACAGAGUCCUAAAGUGGGUACAUAUUGCUCAUGACUGUACAUAAAUCUCACUGUUUGCCGCCAAAACGCAUCAGUCCAAGUGAGAGCCCUCAGCCCCCUUAUUUCCAUCUGUGGCAAACCUAUAAUAAUUCAAGUCAAAAAAGACACCUCAAAUUCAAAUUCAAAGUUUUUUAUUUGUAAGAAUACAGGUACAAAAUGAUCUUAUAGCAAGGAUGUCCGCCAUAUAAAUGUGUGUGUGUGUGUGUGUGUGUAGUGUGUGCCUCACCGUGUAAGUGCACGUAAGAGCGAGACAGACAAUCCGCUCGCGCUCCCCCUUACUCCUUAGCGGCUUACGGUCAGUUAGACUAAAGUAAGACCCAGAGGGGGUGCGGUAGGCGCCCAAUACCAAUCGGUGCGGGGCGGAGAGUUACCGUUCUACAGGUUCUUUAUUCUAUGACAAAGUGAAAAGUAUGGAUAAAUAAGCGAAUAAAUAAAUUUAUCUAAAUCGAAUUUCGGGUAUGAGUUGUGUUUAUUAAAGAAAAAGGCGUAUUUUUAUGUUAGUGGCAUUAUCUGAAGAAACGUUCAUACAUACAUAAACUCACGCCCGUAAUCCCUAAUGGGGUGGGCAGAGCCACAAGUAAUCAAAGACAACUUGCAGCCACUGUUGAUACGAAGUCCAAAGAUGGAUAUGAUGAACCUUAUGGUGAUAAGGGAUCAGCCUAUCGCCCAUAACAUUAGUCCAUCAUGUUAGAGGUCACAAUCCCUCUGUCGGUUUUUACGACAUGCCCGGGAAGAGAAGCAGCUGAACGUGUUCUAUGUUUUUUAUAUGCUCCCAGAACAGCAUAGAAGAAACGUUCAAGCAUGGUAUAAGAAAAUUAGGUAUGCUCAAAAGUGACAGCUAACAUUUGAAGGUUAGCCAUCAAUGCCUUUUUUAUAUUUACAUUGCAAGAAUAUUUUGAACUUUUGAUAAAAGAUUUACUUACGGUUUUAAUGAUUUUUAUAUAUGUGACAAGUAAUAGUCAUUAAAUACAUUAGUCCGUAAUUCGAUUAAUUUUCAAUAAUAAAAUUGACGUCCUUGAAAUGUUGGAGAUACCAAUUUAAUGGUAACACUUACGUCAUUAAAGGGCUAGCAAUGGCGGCUUGUCAUAGGAUUGAGCAUACCUGGUUUUGUUAUACCAUGCGUUCAAUUAUCUCUGGUAGGUAGACUUAUUUAGUUACUAUGUAUAUUAGGUAACCCCACCUCAGAUAUUUUUAUACAGCGCAUUAAGAAAAAUACAUGGAAGCAAUAUAAUAAGUAAAAAAUUGAGACUUAAAUCCACAUAAAUAAAACAUAAUUUACACUUUGUUUUACAUAAAACGAAAUUAUAAUAUUUAUUAUUCUUAUUUCAAACAAAAAUGAAUCUCGAAUGAAUUUCAAAUUCUUUUACAUUUUUUAAAAUUUAUUAUAUAUUAAAUCAAUUAAGUUUAUUUACAUCUUAUUACGAUUUUAUACAUUUUUUUACUUUUAUAAAUAUGUUUUUUUUUUAAAUUAAAUCAUGUACAACAAAAACAUUAUCAUACUAGAAACUUUGUACUGCCCAGUUACAAUCAGUGAUGUGGCGUUCCCGAAUGUUCCCAAAGUGAGACAGUAUAAAGGUGUAAAAGUUAUGUAAAAAAGAACUAUAUUACUUAGUCUUUACGCAAAUAGGAUCGGAGUACAAUCGAAGGACGUAAUAUACGAUCCCGACGACCCGAACACUAGCCAUAGAGGCAGCCAAUCAGCUCGCGACACCAAACACUUCAGGACCCCGAUACCGACCCCGCCGCCAUGGUCGACGAUUUCACUCAUUAGGUCACUUACCUCCGAAAACGUAUUUCUCGUGUAUGUGGGUUUCCUUAAGAUGUUUUUCCUUCACCGCUGAGCACGUAAUACUCAUACUUACAUAACUACUUACUUACUAUUUAAAUCUGUGUAAUGUAUGUGUAAUAGUCUUAAAGACAUUUAAAGCUAUAGAAAGACUGAUAUACCUGUAUUAAUCAAACAGUUCAAAGCUAAUAAUGUUAAUAAUGUAACCAUUCCAUAUAAGCUACUAUUCUACUACUAUUUUUAUACAAGUUGCUAUUAAUAAUAAUAUAUAAACUAUAACUGUAUUGUCCGUCCAUUUACUGACAUAUCUGAGCUAUGUUAGAUUACUUAAAAAAAGUGUGCCUUUGAUUUUGUAAGAAUAAUGCAAUAAAGUAGAUUUUGUACAA